Messenger RNA from Drosophila albomicans, 632 nucleotides. RefSeq lists its product as uncharacterized. NCBI's taxonomy places the organism in Eukaryota, Metazoa, Arthropoda, Insecta, Diptera, Drosophilidae. The record is from RefSeq and is a predicted model, not a curated record. The transcript has 2 exons. The coding region runs from base 87 to 557 and encodes 156 amino acids.
GUACAGUUUCCAUCGGCUGAGGCACUUGCAGGAUUGGAGCAAGAGGCUUUGCAACUGGGAACUCAACCACCAGCAGUAGCAUCCGCAUGGGAGCCACAACUGCAAGUAAUUCGGCGGAUACGGGCCGACAAGUGUAUCCACCAGAGCCGACGGACUCAGUCAUCAGAUCGACGGUGAGCGCGGCAAUAGCGAAGGCUCAUGCGACCUAUCGGAGUUCGCUGCAGGAGGGAAUUUCGGCAUCGAUACGCGAUGAAAUUCGUGCAGGCUUCCUGGAGUUUAUAAAGCUGAUGCAGGAGACCACCCGACCGCAGAGUGACGGUAGUGGUUGCAGUCGACCCGCCUCUACGCAGCAAAAGUCGAUGGCAGAGACAGGAGCAAUCCCGAAGGUUCACAAAAGUGAGCCGGAGCCGCCAGUGCAGACCAUACGAGGACCGUUGCCGCGUCCUGACUAUUUAACGAGCCCUGAAGAGGUGUACGAUCCGCACGCGGCGGAAUCCCCACGGCAACAUGCAGUCAGAUGCUGGAGACGGAAGGACCGAAUAAGGCAUGGAAACUGAGUCGUCGAGGAACCGAACUUACCUGAAGCUGGAACGGUGGAACGUGCGAUACGAUAGCGCCGAUUUCACUCACGC